This is a messenger RNA of Acanthocheilonema viteae, 984 nucleotides long. NCBI's taxonomy places the organism in Eukaryota, Metazoa, Nematoda, Chromadorea, Rhabditida, Onchocercidae. The record is from the annotation of a GenBank genome assembly.
AUGGUGGAAGUUAAUCCUAAUUCAGAAGAAGAUGCGAUGAAAAUAAUUUAUUUACAUCCCGGUGAUGUUCUUGGUGAGUGGACUGUUUUGGAUAAAAUUGGAGAAGGUGGAUUUGGCGCUGUUUAUUUGGUAAAGGACAGCAAAGGAAAUGAAUACGCUAUGAAGACUGAAAGUGUUAAUGCGAUCGCUAAAGUGUUGAAAGCGGAAUAUUACGUUUUGACAGAACUGAAAAAAGCAAAAGCGACACAUUUUUGUGAUAUUUUGGAUAGUGGUUUGGUUGGCGAAAAUAAAUAUGUGGUGAUGACAUUGGUUGGACAGUCUCUUACGGAUUUGAGAAAACAUGAUCCAACACAGAAAAUACAGAAAUUCACUAUGGGUUGUGCACUUUCAGUAGGUAUGAAAUGCUUGGAAGCAAUUGAAGAACUUCACAAUGUUGGAUAUUUGCAUCGUGAUAUCAAACCCGGUAACUUUGCAAUUGGUCGUAAAAACCUACGACAAAUUUAUUUACUCGACUUUGGUAUGUGUCGUAAAUAUCUGAACAAUCAUUUAUCCAUACGUAAUCCACGAAGAUCUGCUGGUUUCCGUGGCACUGUCAGAUAUGCGUCAAUAAGCAGUCAUAUAUCACGUGAGCAGUGUAGAAAAGAUGACCUGGAAAGUUGGAUGUAUCAACAACUAACGGUCGGUUAUUUGCCGUGGAAAAGCAUGGAAGACAAGGAUGAAGUGGGCCGAUGUAAACAACUUUGUCGCAAGGAUGAAUACAUCAAGGAAUUAUUUGGUGGUUGUCCGAGAGAAUACAUCACAAUUCUGAGACUUAUCGAUUCCAUUAGAUAUUAUGCAAAACCAGAAUACAGUAAAAUAGCAGAUUUAUUACGCGAUGCACUCCGAAACAACAAUGUAUCGGAAUACCCGUAUGACUGGGAGAAAUAUCUCGAACCAUCGAAAAGCACCGAAAGGAUUGAAAGUCACAAUUUUGUAAAUGCAUAA